GAGGCCGUCCCCAGUCCCGGUGUGAAUCGCUGCGCGGUCAUCUCUUCGAGGGGCUGCUCCCCGCUCCCCGCGAGACGACCCGGAAACAGCGCGGAGCCGGAAGUGGCCCGCGGCGGCUGCGAAGGCAGACCCGGAGCCCGGCGUAAGGCGCCUCGGACCGCAGUGACGGCGCCAUGUCCCUCAUCUGCUCCAUCUCCAACGAAGUGCCAGAGCACCCGUGUGUGUCCCCCGUCUCUAACCACGUGUACGAGCGGCGGCUCAUUGAGAAGUACAUUGCCGAGAAUGGCACCGACCCCAUCAACAACCAGCCUCUGUCCGAGGAGCAGCUGAUUGACAUAAAAGUUGCUCACCCGAUCCGGCCCAAGCCGCCCUCUGCUACCAGCAUCCCGGCCAUUCUGAAGGCCCUGCAGGAUGAGUGGGAUGCUGUCAUGCUGCAUAGCUUCACGCUGCGCCAGCAGCUGCAGACCACGCGCCAGGAGCUGUCCCACGCGCUAUACCAGCAUGACGCUGCCUGCCGCGUCAUCGCUCGGCUUACCAAGGAGGUCACUGCUGCCCGAGAAGCGCUGGCCACCCUGAAGCCACAGGCUGGACUCAUCGUGCCCCAGGCAGUACCCAGCUCGCAGCCCAGCGUCGUGGGUGCAGGCGAGCUGAUGGACCUAGGCGAGCUGGUGGGCAUGACUCCCGAGAUUAUCCAGAAGCUUCAAGACAAGGCCACUGUGCUCACCACGGAGCGUAAGAAGAGAGGAAAGACUGUGCCUGAGGAGCUGGUGAAGCCGGAAGAACUCAGCAAAUACCGGCAGGUGGCGUCUCACGUGGGCUUGCACAGUGCUAGCAUUCCGGGGAUCCUGGCCCUGGACCUCUGCCCCUCGGACACCAACAAGAUCCUCACUGGUGGGGCAGAUAAAAAUGUUGUCGUCUUCGACAAGAGUUCCGAGCAGAUCCUGGCCACCCUCAAAGGCCACACGAAGAAAGUCACCAGCGUGGUGUUUCACCCUUCCCAGGAUCUGGUGUUCUCUGCCUCCCCGGAUGCCACUAUCAGGAUUUGGUCCGUCCCCAGCACCUCUUGUGUCCAGGUGGUUCGGGCCCAUGAGAGCGCUGUGACUGGCCUCAGCCUCCACGCCACUGGCGACUAUCUCCUGAGCUCCUCUGAUGACCAGUAUUGGGCUUUCUCGGACAUCCAGACCGGCCGUGUGCUCACCAAGGUGACAGAUGAGACCUCUGGCUGCUCUCUCACCUGUGCACAGUUCCACCCGGACGGACUCAUUUUUGGAACAGGGACCAUGGAUUCUCAGAUUAAGAUCUGGGACUUGAAGGAGCGCACCAACGUGGCCAACUUCCCAGGCCACUCGGGCCCCAUCACCAGCAUUGCCUUCUCGGAGAACGGCUACUACCUGGCCACGGCGGCCGACGACUCCUCCGUCAAGCUCUGGGAUCUGCGCAAGCUGAAGAACUUCAAGACGCUGCAGCUGGACAACAACUUUGAGGUGAAGUCACUGAUCUUUGACCAGAGCGGUACCUACCUGGCUCUGGGGGGCACAGAUGUCCAGAUAUACAUCUGCAAACAGUGGACCGAGCUCCUCCACUUCACAGAGCACAGCGGCCUGACCACAGGGGUGGCCUUUGGCCACCACGCCAAGUUCAUCGCGUCAACAGGCAUGGACAGGAGCCUCAAGUUCUAUAGCCUGUAGGCCAUCACCAUUGUCACCACCACCCCUCCCCCCACCCGACAGUGGGGCCACAUCACAGUAGUGGGGUAGUUAGGGCUGGGGGUGGGGAGGAAGGGAGCGUACGGGGUGUUCACAUCAUUUCACUCAGCUUUGAGGGGCAGCCUCUGGCAACGGACCACCCUACUCCACAUGGCCUCCUGCCCCUUCUGGGCUCAGGGUUCGGCCCAGAACCCUUCCCCAACAGCAUUCCUUGAGUUGUCCAGGCUGCCUGCCCACCCCCGAGUGUCCAGUCCCCUGGGCCGGGACAGGGGAGGGUAAGGGACUGUGAAGGGGGCACCCAUGUGCCUUCAGGGUUUUGUCAGCAGCGAUCUAGUUUCAUUAAAAAAGCUACACAAUAAA
Echinops telfairi (small Madagascar hedgehog) is the source of this 2066-nucleotide messenger RNA. RefSeq names its product pre-mRNA processing factor 19 (gene PRPF19). Gene Ontology annotation, cellular component: cytoplasm; U2-type catalytic step 1 spliceosome; Prp19 complex. The coding region runs from base 174 to 1688 and encodes 504 amino acids. The record is from RefSeq and is a predicted model, not a curated record. NCBI's taxonomy places the organism in Eukaryota, Metazoa, Chordata, Mammalia, Afrosoricida, Tenrecidae. The transcript is spliced from 16 exons. Gene Ontology annotation, molecular function: ubiquitin protein ligase activity; protein binding. Gene Ontology annotation, biological process: DNA repair; mRNA splicing, via spliceosome; protein ubiquitination.